AUGCCAUACCAGUACCAACCACUUCCGACUCUCCACAACUCAGAAGAUGUAUACAUACGAUUGCUGGAAGUUCACAGGGGUUCUCCAAGUGGCCCUAUCACCGGUCGACUGUAUACAACGUUGUUGUCGAAAGCUCCGAAGUUCUACGCCCUCUCCUAUAACUGGGGUCGUGAGCCACACAACGCUACCAUCCAUAUCACCAAUGCGGCCCCACCUCGUGAUCUGGAGAACGACAACAUCCUCGAAAUACCCCGCACGUUAAUACCGUUACUGUACGAGAUUCGAGGAUGGCGUUGGCAGAAAGCACGCACUCUGUGGGUCGACAGCGUGUGCUUGAACCAGAAAGAUGAUGAGGAGAAGACCGCGCAAGUACCAAAAAUGCGACAGAUCUACAUGAAGGCUUCUGUCACUGUGAGCUGGCUGGGUCCGAAAGAAGCGGGGGUAGAAGCAGCGUUCGAAUACGCUUCUGGACUACACACAACCUACCGACGAGAAAUGGCGGAACAGAAACAAAUAGUCUUGACACUGGAGGAAGAGAAAGAGAAAGAUGUUCGCGUUAAGGUCAAGGUAGGCGACCCGGCACUCGAGACGCUGCUGAGGUUGCUAGAUCGGCCUUACUUCGAGCGAUCCUGGAUCAUGCAAGAAGUCGUGGUUUCUAGUUCGGUGUGGUUCAUGUGUGGAAGCGCCAAGAUACCCUGGAAUUCGCUGCUGGCUGCAUAUCUGUAUCUUUUGACGAGUCAACUGUGGCUGUGGGAAUUUUAUGAAGGAGCUAGGCUAAGCAACGUCAUCCUCAUGAAGCUUAGUGAGAUGGAAUUUGCCAAUGGCGUCGAUCUCGAUUGGCCUGGGACGCUGCUGAGACAUCGAGUUUGUUUUGCCGGUGAUUCUAGGGACAAGAUUUACGCUUUCUACGGCAUGAGAUGUAAAAAGGCAUUAGAAGAGGUGGGAAUCAAGCCAGACUAUGACGGGAACCUUACGCCGGAGAUAUUGUACACUCGUUUGGCUGCGCGCACGCUUCAGAAGGGGCAAGUGGCGAUCCUCCAUGUGCCUCGUCUCGUUACUACCCCCCUCGAAGAAAGCGACCCGAAAUACAAACUGGCGCUCCCAUCAUGGGUACCGGACUGGCGGUGGACAGACGCUACUCCUAUGUCGCUGGUCAGAACCGAAAUGCUCGCCAAUGAUGCUUACACAGUGCGAGACUACCAUGCUUCGGACAACUCUUUAUUCGAACCCGGCUUCGCACUUGAGACGUCCAACUCACCACCAGACCCUGGUAUCUACCCAAUGGACUUGCCCAAGAUGCUGAGGCUGUCUGGAGUUAAAGUAGCGAAGGUCACGCAACUCACACCACGCCGUUGGCUAGCGCGCAAAGCCCCACUUCGCCAGUCCUUGCUUGAACAAGCACAGAUUUUACAAUUCAAUAUGCAUCAAGUUCAUGAGUGGGAGGCUCUAUUUCGACCCCAGCACGAUGAGCAAGUGUAUCCUGCGACAGGCGAGUCUGCAACUGAAGCCAUGUACGAGACCUUCAUGGCUGGCGAACUACAAAACACGCCAGAAGCUAAAAGAAGCGCUUAUGCCGCCUUUGAGAAGCGCCAGCGACUCUUGCGGCUUCUUUACGCGUUCAAUAUCCACGGCUAUUUGACAUGCUACAUCGCGGUCGUCUUGAUUGAGCGCAUGCUUCGCCUCUUUGGCUGGGUGAAUCCUGAAGCGCAGUUUAGGUCUAUGGUAGGGCAUAUGUUGAAUCGCAAGGGCGCGCGAAUGGUCGAUCUUGUAGACUCUAAGACAACUUAUCAUGCACUGGUACCCAGUAUAUGUCGGCUUGGAGACCACGUUGUGCUAGUUGGGGGCGUUAUGACACCGCUUAUAUUGCGGGAGGGUGUAGGCACGUGGGAGUUUAUCGGUGAUGCUUAUGUUCAUGGAAUCAUGAAGGGUGACCUUUGGGAGAAGAGCAAGGGAAAUUGUCAAGAUAUGUGGAUUGCUUGA
Alternaria triticimaculans is the source of this 1980-nucleotide messenger RNA. RefSeq lists its product as uncharacterized. Bases 1 to 1980 code for a protein of 659 amino acids. The transcript has a single exon. NCBI's taxonomy places the organism in Eukaryota, Fungi, Ascomycota, Dothideomycetes, Pleosporales, Pleosporaceae. The record is from RefSeq and is a predicted model, not a curated record.